GAUCGCGACCGAUCGUUGAUUGCUCGCAUUUCGGAACGGGAGAUCUCAGCAGGCUAGUCGCAGUCCGAGACGGGGUUCGGUGCCCUACACAUCGCAAAGUGCUCUGCGGAGAGGGUAAAAAUAAAAGUAUACGUAUUUUUUUUGAAUGAAAAUAACGCAACGCGAGUGCAUAAAUAAAGCGAAAACGUGUUCUUUGAUUGUGCCACCGUACUAUCGCAGGCAAAGAUUGGGAAAUGGCAGCCAGUGAAACGCCACCCGCAGAUCCGGCGGUGGAAGUGUCGCCACCGUUAAAGAACUCCGAAGACGUCACUCUCGACGCUAUCCUGAAGCAUCUGGGGCAGUUCGGUCGCUUUCAGCUGAUCAUAUUCGUACUAAUCUGCAUACCGAUGAUGUUUCACGCCAUGUUCUCGGUCACAUACGUGUUUACCGCUGCCACAGUGACGCACAGAUGUAGCGUGGAAGAGUGCGAUUUGCCAGGAAGCAACUACUACGAGCCAUACACCGAUUGGAGCAUCCCCAAGAACGGCAAGGAUCUGGAUUCCUGCAAUCGGUACAUCAACUCGGAGCUGCCCCACUGGAACUAUUCGGUUGAUAUCUGCACGCCCGACCACUUCACAAAAAACACAGAGGCCUGCGCCCACAAUAAGUUUGUUUUCCGCGACGAUGAAGUUACCAUUUCCAAUGACUUUGGCAUUUUCUGCAAUGAUGAAUGGAAGUUGUCUAUGGUGGGAACCAUAAACAACCUGGGACAAUUCUUCGGCAUUCCCAUCGGAGGCUUUGUAGCGGAUCGAUAUGGGCGGAGUUUCUCAAUCGCUCUAGGCGGAAUAUUGGGAGCCGUGCUUGGCAUAAUUCGCUCCUUCUCGCCCAGCUAUGGUUGGUUUCUAGUGUUCGAGUUUCUGGACAACAUGACCAGCAGUACGCUGUACUCCACCUGUUUCGUGAUUGGGAUCGAGCUGGUGGGACCCAAGCGACGCGUGCUAGCGUGCAGCGUGAUUACGGUAUUUUACGCGGUGGGUGAGGUGCUGCUCGCCAUGUCGGCCAAGGUGUUCCAUGAUUGGCGGAUGCUACUGCGCAUCACUUACGGUCCCUCGUUGAUCUUACUGGCCUACUUUUGGAUACUACCGGAGAGCGUGCGCUGGCUGCUCAGUCAGGGGAAGGAGGAGCGGGCCAAAAAUAUCCUUCGGCGAGCCGCCCAUGUGAACAAGCGCGAACUGCCGGAGAGCGUGUUGGACAAGCUUGUUCUGGCAAAUCGGGACAAAUUGCAGGAGUCAUCGGAAAGCCGUUUCCCAAUACGCGAAGCUUUCAAGAACUUCAAGUGGCGCAUUGCUAACUGCUCCUUCUGUUGGAUUGUCCACGUGCUGGUCUACUACGGAUUAAGCCUUAAUGUUGUGCUGUUGGAUGGAGACAAGUACAAUAACUUCGCUUACAUCGCCCUGGUUGAGAUUCCCGGGUUCUUUAUGCCUCUUCUCAUCAUGGACCGCUUCGGCCGGCGGUACUCUCUCUGCGGGCUGAUGUUGACCAGCGGUCUUUGCUGCAUCGGGACCAUCUUUACUGGCCCGGACCAGCCGGUGCUUCAAUUGGUGCUAUUUCUUGUUGGCAAACUGACUAUCACUGCCAGCUUUCAGGUGCUCUAUUUCUUCGCCUCAGAGAUUUAUCCCACGAAUCUGAGGAACAGCCUGCUUAGCUUCUGCUCUAUGAUGGGCAGGUUUGGUUCCAUGCUGGCCCCACAAACGCCUCUUUUGGCCAAGUAUUACGCCAAUGCUCCUGCCAUGCUCUUUGCCGGCGCCGCCAUCGUGAGCGGUUUGCUCACUCUGUUUUUCCCAGAGACCACCAACGUUGUUUUGCCUACAACAGUGCAGGAAGCGGACGCCAUAGGCGUCAAGAAGCACUCGAAGAGCAAGGAUCUCGAUCUAGUCGUCACGUCAUCUCAGGCGCAAUAAUUUUAAAGUAAUCCUAUUUUAAGGCAGUCUGCAAUAACCCAUUUCUCUGCAAAUGUGUUACAACUCUAAGAAUUAACCAUACUACACAAAUACAAUAUUUAGUAUUUACA
This is a messenger RNA of Drosophila santomea, 2050 nucleotides long. RefSeq names its product organic cation transporter protein (gene SLC22A). The record is from RefSeq and is a predicted model, not a curated record. The transcript is spliced from 5 exons. Lineage: Eukaryota; Metazoa; Arthropoda; Insecta; Diptera; Drosophilidae. Gene Ontology annotation, cellular component: membrane. Gene Ontology annotation, biological process: transmembrane transport. Gene Ontology annotation, molecular function: transmembrane transporter activity. The coding region runs from base 234 to 1940 and encodes 568 amino acids.